Messenger RNA from Xiphophorus hellerii (green swordtail), 5215 nucleotides. RefSeq names its product tubulin tyrosine ligase-like family, member 7 (gene ttll7). Gene Ontology annotation, cellular component: ciliary basal body. The record is from RefSeq and is a predicted model, not a curated record. The transcript is spliced from 22 exons. Gene Ontology annotation, biological process: protein polyglutamylation; microtubule cytoskeleton organization. Bases 626 to 3430 code for a protein of 934 amino acids. NCBI's taxonomy places the organism in Eukaryota, Metazoa, Chordata, Actinopteri, Cyprinodontiformes, Poeciliidae. Gene Ontology annotation, molecular function: tubulin binding; tubulin-glutamic acid ligase activity.
AAGCGCUAUUGGUUCCGCCCGGGGACUCGCUCCAGCACUCACAGCAGACAACAGGACUACAAUACACUGAUUUUAUUUUAUAAUGUUUCAGUCAACGUCAUUUAUGAGCUAUAACGCUGUUAGACACCACAGGCACUGAGUAGUCCUGGAAACACGGUUGGAAGUAGAUGCAUUCACCAAGGAGGCCUCAGUGUCUCUAAAUGGCAGCUGUGUAAUCGGAGUGGGACGAGGAAAAGAGCUGUACUGGAAUAAGACAUACGGCUUUCCACCCCCUUAUCCUGCCCUUCCCUCCCUUUCCGCCCUGGCAGUCGUAAAUAAGUCCAAGCCGUGCAGACCCCUGAGGAAUCCUACUCCCCUCUGUGCCCUUUCCCACCGCUGCUACCCAUGCCGAAUCCCCUGCCCACUCAGACUCUUCUGCUUAUGCUGCUGAAGCAGGCCAAGGAGAUUCUCAGAUGAUCCAUCGGGCUAUUCUGAACCACAUUGUCCACGCAGCCGGGGACGGGGAAGAGUAACUACUGCGAGUGUGAGAGAGCCCUUGGAGGGGGUGCUGUGAGCACCUUGUGAGGCCCGCCCACCAAGCCUGGCAAAAAGCUUGGUUUACCCCUUCUCUCUUUUAGCCCCUGAGAUGCCCUCCCCUCCUAAUGAUGGAGAGGAUCAAGGAGCGUCCCCCGUGAAUGUCCCAUCUGUGGGUUCCUACCGGAGCAGUGGGAAGAGGAAGGCGCACAGCAAAAAGAAGAAGGGCAGAAUAACCGCCAAUGUCUCUGGCACCAAAUACGAAAUAGUACGAAUAGUCACCAGCGAGAUGGACUUCAUCAAAGCACGGGAUGAUGAUGAGACUGCCAACCUCAUCUGGAAUGACUCAGCGGUUCAGCAUGAGAAAAUUGUUGAGCUCAGGAACUAUCAGAGAAUUAACCAUUUCCCUGGCAUGGGCGAAAUCUGCCGGAAAGACUGCCUCGCAAGAAACAUGUCCAAAAUGAUCAGGUGCCAGCCUCAGGAGUACAACUUCACACCCAGAACCUGGAUCUUCCCUGCUGAGUAUACACAGUUCCAGAACUAUGUCAAAGAGCUGCGCAGGAAACGCAAGCUGAAGACCUUUAUUCUCAAACCUGCCAAUGGAGCCAUGGGUCAUGGGAUCUCGCUUAUCCGUAGCUGUGAGAAGCUGCCAUCCCACGAGCACUUUAUUGUUCAGGAGUACCUGGACAAGCCCUUCCUGAUGGAGGGCUACAAAUUUGACCUGCGCAUCUACAUCCUGGUUACUUCCUGUGACCCGCUUCGCAUUUUCCUGUACAAUGACGGUCUGGUUCGCAUGGGCACCGAGAAGUACCACUCGCCCAACGAGGCCAACCUGACCCAGCUUUACAUGCAUCUGACAAACUACUCUGUGAACAAACACAAUGAGAACUUUGAGCGAUAUGAGGCAGUAGACAGAGGCAGCAAGAGGUCCAUCAGCUGGUUCAUCGAGUUCCUCAGCAUCAACAACUAUGACGUGUCAAAGUUCUGGGAAGACAUCUCAGAGUUGGUGGUAAAAACACUGAUAGUGGCUGAGCCCCAUGUGCUGCACGCCUAUCGCAUGUGUCGCGCCGGGCAACCACCAGGGAGCGACAGUGUCUGCUUUGAGGUCCUGGGCUUUGACAUCCUCCUGGACCGCAAACUCAAACCCUGGCUGUUGGAGAUCAAUCGAGCUCCGAGCUUUGGGACUGAUCAGAAGCUUGAUUACGAUGUGAAGAAAGGGGUGCUGCUCAAUGCUCUCGAACUCCUCAACAUCAGGGCCAGUGAUAAGAAAAGAAACCUGGCUCAGGAGAAGGCAGAAGCUCAGAGGCGGCUUUAUGGUCAUGGCUUCAUGAGGAAACUUUCAGCUGCUUCCACGGACUGGGAGAAACAACGUCACACGCUGGAACGGAGAAGAGAGGAACUGAAAGAACAACUUGCACAGGUUCGCAGGCAGGUUUCCAGGGAAGAACAUGAAAAUCAACAUCUGGGGAAUUACAGACGUAUUUACCCCCCAGACGACAAGCUGCUGUUGGAAAAGUAUGAAAGCCUGCUCUCGGCCGCCUUUCAGACCUUCCUCGCCGGGCGAGCUGCCUCACUUCAAAAGGAAAUGAAUAAUCCUCUGAAACGAAUGAAGGAAGAAGAUAUACUGGAUCUCCUGGAACGAUGUGAGCUGGAUGACGAGAAGCUGACGGGCAAAUCCUCCAGGCAACGAGGCCCAAAGCCCUUGACCGCCAUGCCGGAAUGCAGCCAGACUCCAAGAAGCCAACGACCAGACUACCUGGCUGACUUCUCCAGUGGCAGCAGCGAAGAUAAUUCAUGCUCCUCGUCCAAUGAAGAAGAGGAAGAGGAGACAAGAAAAACAGAAGAAGUGGGAAUUAAAGAAAAGAGAGGCGAGAAGAAGGUCUCCUAUGACCUCAGUGAAAGCAAGGAGAAAAACGUGGCUGAGCGCUCAGGCCGCAUGUUCUGGAAACCUCCAAUCAAGUCCCCCAAAACAGGCACUACUCCCUCUGUGUCUCCAACCCUUUCUGGUCCAAUCAGACGUUCUAUCUCUUGCCCUCGGUGCAUUGCCUCCCUCCCGUCACCCAAUGAGAUGCGACCAUUUUCCACCAGGCCAUCUCCGAUGAUUCCGAUGGCAACGCCUAUCGCCAGGCCGAGCUCCGCUACGCUGAGCUCCGCUGCAAUUCGCUCUCAUUCGCUGAGCCGUAGUGGCUCCGCCCACCGUGUCCCUCACAGCAGCAGCCUGGGGACUAUCCACUCUAAUGUGGGUGAACCAUUGAUAAACUUGAAGUCUAAGGAGCAGGAGGCCGAAAUGGUGCGUCAGACCCUCUCAGCGCUCACUGCCAUGCGGAUCAGAUUUCCGGGGAAGACUGAAGAAGAGGCUGAAGCAGUGCUAGACGAGAUUCUCGACAACUGGAGAUACCAUAAAUCAAAGGUGGCGUCAUAUUGGUUGGUGAAGCUGGACUCGACCAAACAGCGGAAGGUGUUGGACAUUGUUCGUUCAAACGUUCGCUUGGUGCUGCAGCGGAUCUGGAGGGAGCCGGAUGUAGAGAGCCUGCACCUCUAUCGGCUUUUUAAACGCGUCUUCAAUCGACUGUUGUGGAGUCAUGGCCAGGGCCUUUGGAGCUGCUUCUCCAACACCGGCUCGUCGUGGGAGAUCAUCUUCAGCAAGAGCAGCGAUGUGGUGUCGCCCCAGGAGCUGCAGUGCUGUCGCCGACUCGUCCAGCUGUGCCGGGACUGUCUGUUAGUCGUUUACAAGUUUGUCUCAGAGUCACGUGGCACUUUGACAAGCUUCAGUCCUGAUUGGGAUGAUACAAGCUUUCCAUUCGCUGCUGGACCAACCUCCACCCAUGGCUCCCCUCCUGCUGCUGUUGCUGCUGCUUCCUCUACCUCCUCUUCUUCCGUCUCUUCGCCCCUCAACUCAGGUGCCUGCUGCCAGUGACCUCCCAGUUCAUCAUGAAGUGGCCUUCGUCCAGCUUUGGCCGCGCCUCCACGGCCAUGCCACGCUCCCGCAGCCUUUACGCCGCCAGGAUGGACCACUUCUGAGGUCACCGUGGCAAGCCUGGCUGCCGAAACCUCGCCUUUUGACCUCAACCUUCCCCCCACCUCCCACCUCUUCCAUGACUCCCACCCAAGCCAAACUCAGAUCUUAGUAAUCCCAGUAUGGAUGUGAAUUUGAGGCAGCUCUGGACACUGGGUGGGGUCUCAACCCAUCCCAAUCGCCUUGUGGAAGAUCCAAAAAAAAAAAAAGAAAAAAGAAAAUGCUGGGUGAUUUGGGAUUACUAGAGUGUUUUAGUUUUGUUUAUCUUCUUCAGACCAGCUAACCAUUUCCUGUAUCCCUCUCCUCAGCACCAGUAAUAACAAAAGGCAGCUUCACUCUUCUGUCUUCAUUGUAACUGCUGUAUUAUAUUUCACUGUACAGUUUCAAGUCAUGGUACUGUAAAAGGAAGAAUUAACAAUGAAUAAACAAUGCAAGAUUUAUUUAUUUAUGUAACUAUUUAUUUUGUAAGGUAUUUCACAAAUGCAGUGAGUUCUGCUGCAGAAUGCAGUCUAGGAAUAACGUCAACAAAGCUUUGAUUUAUUUGAAUACGUUGAUGUAGAACGCUUAUUUUUGCUGUUCCUAAUUAGUAAUUUUAUUUCUGUACUCAGAUUAUAAUUUAUUUCACAAUUUAUAACAGAUGGUUUACGUUAAUAACAGUCACUUUAUGUUGUUUAUCAUGCAGCUCAAAUUAAUUAACUGCGAAAGAGGUGAUGCGCAAAGAACUUGGUGUUUUGAAUGCUAACACUGUUUUGUUUCUACUUGUGUGAGAUUAAGUGCAGCCCAAUUAAAGCGUUUUGAAUGUCAAUGUAGUAAGCCAAGCCUUUUUGCCUCCUGGAACACAAACUGGCUUUAAAGUCACGGCAUGAAGAGCCAAACCUCACCAAGAGCACCCACUAGCACCUGAUGUGCACUUUGCAGUGUGUCACAGAAAGUGAAAGCGGCUGCACAUUAGUAGAGAAUGCAUGCCUUUAGUCUCUUUAGAUCCACAAAGGAGCUGCGUUUGGGAUAUACUUGAAGUUUUGUGUUGCCAUUAAUUAUUCUGCUGUCGUGGGGAGGACACUUCAUUUUCACAUUUGUUAUCCCCAGUGCUGCUGUUUUGAGGACAACAAGGAUGUGCAUCACUAUUCAGAGAUUGUUUAACACGCUGAGUGAGUAGACUCAUCAGCUCUCACUUGCUGCACUGUAACAGGAGUGAUUUAUGAGGGAAGCAGCUGCAGCCUUUAUCCACAAGCACUGUAGAUGCAAGUGCCAGGGGUUUCACAGAUGUGUUCAUAUGUUGGAUUUUAUUUAGGCUAAUAUGUCUUGGCCCAAUGUAGGACCUCAUUUCUAGACCUUUUAUGUUAAUACAUAGAAAUAUAAUAAAAUAUGUUUAGGAUUCUACCUUCAGUGUGUAUGACUUAUAAAAAUAAUAGGCUGUACUAAAUAGUACAGAAUGCAUACUUUUAACCAUUUUAACUUGUGUUUAGCAGCAAGGCUGUGCUGAAACUGCUAAAAUUUGAAGUGUCCCCAUUUUUUUCUCUUCAUGAUGCCAUUUGUUUUUUUUCAUUUUGCCUAAUUUUAUUUUGUGUUAUUUAAAAGUAGAACUUUUUCAUUGAAUGUACAGGAUUUUUAAUUUUACAUAGCAAUAAAAUGUUUAAACAAUUUCAUGCUCUGAUUUAUUGCUUUAAUAAAUUUGAAAUCUUGCAA